AUGAGUUUUAUUAAAAAUGAAGAGACUGAGAUUCGUGAUACACCAUAUAUAGCACAUUCAAUCUGCAGCUAUAUGGAAGACGAAUCGCAGUCUAAACAGUUUUCAAGUCAAACAAAUUCGACUUCGAAAUCACGAGAAAGAUAUGUUAAAUUGACAUUCUCUAGAUUUGAUCAACCAUCCGAGGAAAAUCCAAAAAAGCCAGUGUUCAGUUCCAAUCUUAAACUGAAAACUUCAACAAUUUCCGACAUUCCUCCAAAUUCUCAAAGCGCUCAAUCAAAUAUAGUAUCUACUAAUAAAAACAAUAUUUCAAAUAAUGAAACUACUAAUGAUACUCAAAAUUCUCAAUAUAAUAGUUUUAACUCUAUUAAUUCAAGUCCACAAGCAUUUUAUAAGCGAAAACCAGAAUACAAUGCUAUCCAAAAGUAUACAGAAUCCAGAUUGCUCACGCAAAGUUCAUUUCAAGCAAGUCCUCCUCGAUCAAAGCAAUCUACAAGGAUUAUUAUUAAAAUGAAAGAAGUCCCGAAAGAAAAGAAGAAAGGAGAUAUGCAUUACGUUGAAAAUAUUGAUGAAAUUAUAGAUGAUACUUUAUCUGCACAUACUUUACUGGAAGAAAGCCUUCUCCAAGCGGACAAUAGGAAGCUGCAACAAAGCAAAUUAGAAAACUAUACCGAAAUUCCUUCAAAAGAGAUUUCAAAACCAACAAAAUCCAAAAAAUUAGAAAAUACUCCUAAAGAAAAGAAAGUUAACGAAAACAAUACAUCAAAACAAAAAUCUACAGUUGUCAGGAAGACCAGAAGAUCGCAAAUUAAAGCAGAUAAUAAAGAACAACAAAAUCAAACGAUUUCGAAAGAACAAAGAGAUACAAUGAUUGAAGAGAUCAAAACAGAGAUACAUAACAGACUCAGAAAUGAGAAUAAUGAUCAGUCAAAGGCUGAAAACGAAAAACAAGAUAUUGAAGCAGAAUUCCAAGGAAAUACUGUUGUAGAAACCAAACAGAUCAAUCAAUUGAACGCAACUAAGAUGGAUUCACCUAUUUCCAAGGUCAGUAGUUCUAAAAUCAAAACAUCUCCAAUGAAAUUAAGCGAAUUAGAGUCACCGAAACCGAAAUCAUCAUUACCUAAAAAGAAACAGUCCAAAACAAAUGAAAAACCUAAACUUCAGCUCCAAGAAUUUAAUUUAUCAAAUACCUCUAGAAAACAAACAGUUCAGAAGAGUAAACUAGUUGUAAGUGAUAGUACAUCUAAGGAAGUUGCAUAUAGAGCACCUCUUAAGCUUGGAAAGACUUCAAAUAUUGAUAUCGAAUUUCAUUCAGAGAAAGGAGAAAAAGAAAAGGCAGAUGAUCAUAUCGAUGAUGAAUCUGAAGAUUAUUUGAAGUCAGAUUCUGAUGAUUUUGAAGAAAUUGAAAAAUUCAUUCGAGAAAACACGAAAGAAGAAAAUAAACCUCCACAGAGCCUUGGUUUAGACACCAAAUCAUCUCAAAAGGCUAAUAAUAAGCAACUAGAACCAAAAUCUGAAGAAAUUAAAAAUAAUUCUCAAAAAUUACCAAAACCAUCAAAUAAAUCUGAACCAAUUAAUGACAACAAGCUUAUUGAAGAUGAUCAGAUUCACAGCGAUGAACUAAUUCAUUUAGAUUCCUUGGAAGAACGAAAUUCCGAAAUUGAAAGAAUCCCACAACCAAAAUUAGAUAAGAAAUCUGCAACAAUGAAGCCAAGAAAGUCAUUGCAGAAGAAUCGCGAGCAAUUCUUCGAAGAUUCUGAUGAAAUUAUCGAAAUUCCACAAAAAGUUUUCAAUCCAUUGCCAACAAUGAAGAAUUACAUCAAAAAGGAAGAUUUCUCAAACGCUCAGAGAAUUCCUCCAAGUUAUUUCACAAAAAUUGAGCUUUCUGACGAAAUUGAAUCAGAUCAGAACAAAAACGAAAUGGUCAGCGAUCAGUCUGAACAAAUUCCAGACGAAAUUCACUCUGAUCAGCUGAAAAAUGAGGAAGAAGAAAAAUUUGUUAGUGAUGAGUUCAAUUCAGAGGACAACAGGCUUAUAAUGAGUCUUAAACAUGAUAGCCCUCGCAAGUUACGUGAUUCUGAUGAGAGUUUGACUGAUUUUCUUCAAGUUGAAGCUCAAAUUAAGAACGACAACAAAGGAAUGGGCCUAACUUUCUUCCCAAUCGAACGCCAAAAGCCAAAAAAGGAAGAUGAACCAAAACAAACCGAGAAAACAAUUAAUAAUUUUUCAAAAAUCAUAUCUUACAUAAGAACGAAGAUUAAUGCUGGUACAGAGCUUCAUGCAAUCAAGUUAAGAAUGUCCCAGUUCAAGCACAACCACAUGUGCGUUUUAAUUGAUAAAGAUUCGACUAAUUUCAAAGGAAUUUACGUUCUGAACGAAUUAGAACAGAAACUGAUCAGAAUUUGGGGUGAAAACAUUCCAGAAACGAUAGAUCCAUCAAUGGUUCAAGCAAAUUACAUAUUUUAUAAUGAAAAGAAGGAUAUCGAGGAAUUCAAACAAGAUAACUUCACUCAGAAAACUGAAAUAGUUGCAAUUUAA
This is a messenger RNA of Trichomonas vaginalis G3, 2535 nucleotides long. RefSeq names its product CKK domain domain-containing protein. The transcript has a single exon. Bases 1 to 2535 code for a protein of 844 amino acids. The record is from RefSeq and is a predicted model, not a curated record. Gene Ontology annotation, molecular function: microtubule binding. Lineage: Eukaryota; Parabasalia; Trichomonadida; Trichomonadidae.